Molecule: messenger RNA, 3046 nt
Organism: Heterotrigona itama
Lineage: Eukaryota; Metazoa; Arthropoda; Insecta; Hymenoptera; Apidae
Source: the annotation of a GenBank genome assembly
ACACACACACACACACAUAUAUUUUUUUCUAAUCAAGAGUGUACGACAGAAUUUUUACGAGAGGCCGGUAUGGAACUUACGGAUGACAAUUUACUUACACUCAGUGAAUAUUUGAAGCAUACACUUAGCCCCGACGUAAAUGUUAGGCGACCAGCCGAAAAGUUUUUAAAAUCAGUUGAAGUAAAUCAAAAUUAUCCGCUACUUCUGUUGCAUCUUGUGGACAAGUCUGAAAUCAAUAUAACUAUUAGAAUUGCUGGUGCAGUUGCAUUUAAAAAUUAUGUAAAACGUAAUUGGAAAGUGGGAGAAGAUUCUGUGGAUCGUAUACAUGCGCAAGAUAGAGAUGCUAUAAAAAAAUUAAUUGUUAAUUUAAUGCUGCACUCUCCCGAUUCAAUUCAAAAACAAUUAUCUGAUGCCGUCUCGAUAGUUGGAAAGUAUGAUUUUCCAAAUAAAUGGCCUGAACUUAUUGAUCAAAUGGUUGAAAAAUUCAAUACAGGGGAUUUUCAUGUUAUUAACGGCGUCUUACAUACCGCGCACUCGUUAUUCAAAAGAUAUAGAUACGAGUUUAAAAGUCAGAGCCUAUGGACUGAGAUAAAAUAUGUAUUGGAUAGAUUUGCUAAACCUUUGACCGAUUUGUUUGUUGCUACAAUGAAUUUAAUGCAGGUACAUGCAAACAAUGUAGAUGCAUUGAAAGUUAUAUACAGCUCUUUGGCAAUUUUGUCCAAGGUGUUUUAUUCUCUUAAUUUCCAAGAUGAAGAAGAAGCAGGAGUAAUCGAGCAGUUAAAGUCACAAGUCUGUGACAAUAUUGGCCUUUACGCUCAGAAAUACGACGAAGAAUUUCAACCAUACUUACCUGAGUUUGUAACUGCCGUGUGGAAUUUAUUGACAUCAACGGGACAACAACCGAAAUAUGAUGCUUUAGUUUCAAAUGCCUUACAAUUUUUAGCAACGGUAGCCGAUCGUGCUCAGUAUAGAAAUUUGUUUGAAGAUCCAAGUACUUUGAGUAACAUUUGCGAAAAAGUUAUAAUACCGAACAUGGAAUUUAGAGAAACGGAUAAUGAAUUAUUUGAGGAUAAUCCGGAGGAAUAUAUCAGGCGAGAUAUCGAGGGUAGCGAUGUCGAUACACGAAGGCGUGCUGCUUGUGAUUUAGUCAAAGUACUUUCUAAAUAUUUCGAAGCAAAAAUAAUGGAAAUUUUCGGCGCCUAUAUACAGGUGAUGUUACAAAAUUAUGCUGAUAAACCAGCUGAAAAUUGGCGAAGUAAAGAUGCUGCUAUUUAUCUAGUCACCAGUAGUGCGAGCAAAGCUCAAACUCAGAAACAUGGUGUUACGCAAAGCAGCGAGCUCGUUUCAUUGCCUCAAUUUGCGAUGCAACAUAUCGAACCAGAAUUGGUCAAACCAAACGUGAAUGAAUUCCCCGUUCUUAAAGCUGAUGCCGUUAAAUUUAUAAUGACCUUCAGGUCGAUAUUGCCAAAAGAAAUGAUAAUUGGUAGUCUACCACAAUUAAUUAGGCAUUUGAGUGCCUCAAAUAUCGUAGUUCACACAUACGCUGCUUGCGCGAUUGAAAAAAUACUCGCAAUGAAAGGACCUGAUAACACACCUUUAGUUAAAGUAAAUGAUAUAUCGCCACUGACAUCGGAUUUAUUAAAGGGUCUAUUUGUGUGUUUAAAUACACCUGGCUCAGAAGAGAACGAAUACGUAAUGAAAGCUAUUAUGAGAAGCUUCGGUAUUCUACAAGAAGUGAUUGUACCAUUUUUAGCAGAUCUUCUUCCAAAACUUACAGAAAAGCUUGCCAUCGUAUCUAAAAAUCCAAGUCGUCCCAACUUCAAUCAUUAUCUCUUCGAAACGUUUGCUUUAUCAAUUAAAAUUCUUACCGUACGUUUUUCAAAUACUUGCUUUACUUCUGGAACUACGAACAACUCAAGAUAUGCCAGAAGCAUAUUUGGCUUUGUUCCCCUGUCUAUUGUCAUCCGUGUUGUUCGAACGCCAAGCUAACAUUCAUCCAUUAAAUCGAUUAUUAAGAGCUUUUAUUAGCCAUGGUGCACAUCAUAUAGUAGCGCAAGACAAGACAAAUGGUUUGCUAGGUGUAUUUCAAAAAUUGAUCGCUUCAAAAGCCAAUGAUCACGAAGGUUUUCUAUUGUUACAAAGUAUCAUUGAAUAUUUUGCACCGAACGUAUUGGAACCAUACAUGAAACAAAUUUUCAUAUUACUGUUUCAAAGACUUUCAUCUUCGAAAACGACAAAAUUCGUAAAAGGUCUAAUCGUAUUUUUUGCGUACUAUAUCAUUAGAUACGGUUCGAAUAGUUUGGUUACGAUUAUAGAUGAAAUACAGCCUCGAAUGUUUGGUAUGGUUUUGGAACGUGUACUGAUAGCAGAUAUGCAAAAAAUAUCGGGCGAUAUUGAACGAAAAGUAACCGCAGUCGCAGUGUCCAAUUUACUAAUCGAUUAUCCAACGAUACUAGAAAGGCCGUACAAUACGUAUUAUCCUCGUUUAUUAACGACGUUGGUAGAAUUUUUUGAAUUACCACAGGAUCAGACUACAUUGUCCGAAGAUAAUAUAUUCCCAGAAACUGAAGAUACACCUGGGUAUCAAGUAGGAUAUAGUCAGCUGCUUUGUGCAAAAAAUCCCCCAAAGGAUCCUCUGGAAGCUAUUGGUGACGUGCGUUUACAUUUAGCACAAGGAUUAGCGAGAUUAUCGCCGAGACAAUUACUUAGUAUUCUCGACCAAAUCCCAGAACCUAAUGCAAACCAUUUGAGGGGCUAUCUCCAAACGGUUGGUAUUACCGUUGCAUAAUACGAGCUAGAUGUCCGAGAUAGACUAAAAAUUCAUCUGAUUGCUCGGAAAAUAAACAAUAUUGAAUUGAACAAAUCGUAACGAAGGGUCAAAAAAGAAGUUGCUUCUCUGGCUUCUCUACGUUACGAAUACCUGCGUGAUCGAACAUUUGUAUCGUUCGCCUGUCAUGCAACAUUUGAACAUUUCAAGAAUUAUUUACUAUUUUCGCGUGAAAUAUUGUUCAGAGCCUGUGACUAGGAAUUAUUAAACAAGAAAAAA